AUGCCGCCCCGAAUAAACAUACCGCCGGUGACGCGCAUCCUGCUUGUGGUGCUGACGCUCCAGUCGGUGCUGAGCGCGGCCAUCAGGUAUCGCCAGUGGUCGGCACACACGGAAGUCGUCCUCCCCUACCUCAACCUCGUCCCUCAGCUCUCGCUCGUCUAUCCCUGGACCUUCCUGACGACGACGCUGGUCGAGAGCAACGUCUUCACCCUCACCAUCGCCUAUCUGACCCUCUACCAUGGCGGCCGCUAUCUAGAGCGGGCCUGGUCGUCGAGGGAGUUUGCCAAGUUUCUGCUCAUCGCCGCCCUCAUCCCCAACACGCUCUGCUUCGGCACCAUGAUCAUCUUCUUCGCCUUUACACGCAACGAGCGCUGGACAUUGAUGACGAUUGCCGGCACCAUCCCGCUACAGAUCUCGUUCCUCGUCGCCUUCAGCCAGCUCGUCCCCGCACACACCGUCACCCUCUUCCGCGGCAUCCUCUCGAUGCGCGUGCCGCGCUUCCCGCUGGUCUACAUCGGCCUCGUGACGCUGCUGUGCCUCUCGCCCAUGCUGACGAGCGCCUCCUUCUUCCUGUCCGUCUACGGCCUCCUGACGAGCUGGACCUACCUCCGCUUCUACAAGCCCGUGUUCCCCGAUCUCGACACGUCGCAGUCGAGCUCCCUCCGCGGCGACGCCAGCGACACGUUCGCCUUUGCCGAGUUCUUCCCCGGUCCCGUCCGCCCCUUCGUCGAGAGCCUGUCGGCGCAGGUCUUUGGCGUGCUGGUGGCCAUGCGCCUGUGCGCGCCCUUCAGCGCCGCCGACAUCUCGGCCGCCCGCGGCGAGACCAGCAGCAGCAGCUUCGUGCCGCGCGGCGUCCCCGGCAGCGCCCGCGCCGAGGCCGAGCGGAGGAGAGCCCUCGCCCUCAAGGCCCUCGACCAGCGCCUGCACGCCGCCACGGCCAGCUCCGCGUCCCGCGCCCAGAGCGCCCCGCCGCCCCCGUCCAUCCCACAACCCCCGCCGCCCUCGGCCUCGGGCCCCACCGUCCAGACCCAACCCCACGUUGGCACCCAGAGCGCCAUGACGACUAGCCAAGCCGGCGGGCUCCUGGGGGAGACGAGCUAUAACCCGGACGGCGACGGCGAUAGGGGCAGUGCUUGA
Molecule: messenger RNA, 1137 nt
Organism: Lasiosphaeria miniovina
Lineage: Eukaryota; Fungi; Ascomycota; Sordariomycetes; Sordariales; Lasiosphaeriaceae
Product: eukaryotic integral membrane protein-domain-containing protein
Exons: 2
Coding region: 1-1137 (378 amino acids)
Biological process (GO): retrograde vesicle-mediated transport, Golgi to endoplasmic reticulum
Cellular component (GO): Golgi apparatus; membrane
Source: RefSeq, a predicted model, not a curated record